Messenger RNA from Dendroctonus ponderosae (mountain pine beetle), 1999 nucleotides. Its product is annotated as FAST kinase domain-containing protein 4. Gene Ontology annotation, cellular component: ribonucleoprotein granule; mitochondrial matrix. NCBI's taxonomy places the organism in Eukaryota, Metazoa, Arthropoda, Insecta, Coleoptera, Curculionidae. The transcript is spliced from 9 exons. The record is from RefSeq and is a predicted model, not a curated record. Bases 229 to 1875 code for a protein of 548 amino acids. Gene Ontology annotation, biological process: regulation of mitochondrial mRNA stability; mitochondrial RNA processing. Gene Ontology annotation, molecular function: RNA binding.
AUGAAAAUAAUUAUUUACCCUUCAGCAAAUGAAUAUAAAAAUACGUGUUUGUGUUCUGGUGACUCGCGACAUCAACUUUUGCGCGGUGUUACAAUUAGUGUGCCGACAAAGGCACUUUUUUAUCCGUUGCGGCUUAUUUAGAGUUUGAUUCCGAGCCCUAAUCAUAGUACAAGGCUUAUGGCACAGAACAUACCCGUUUUGGUUACCUAAUAGAUGUUCACAUAAAAGAUGUUUAAAUUUUAUAAUAAAAUGGUACUGCAACAGUCCAUAGCGGUUACGCUAAAUCGGCUGACUCCUUUCAAUUGGCACGCCGCUGCAUUUGCAUCAGCCGGUAUUGCUGAGGCGAAGAACAAUACCGAAGAGGAGAAACAGGCGCAGGCUAGGAGGCCCUCCGUAGAAAAAGGCAGCUCUAUCGUAAAAACUGUAUUUGCUUCCAUACAGUUGCAUGAUAGUAGUGACGAUAUACAAACGCCUUUUACCGAUUCAAAAUUGCUUAAAGCGCAAACUGUAAACGAAUUGUUAACAAUUACAGACGGGACUGGAAUAUCGCGAAAACAUGCUCUUCAGGUGGUAUCAAUUCUGUCCACGUGGACCUCAAGCGGAAAAAUUCAACUGAGCGAGUUUGAUAGCGACCCUCGAUUUCUCAAGCUGUGUAAAGUACUGACCAGAGGGACGACAGGAAGCAAAUCCAAUAAACAAGUGGCGGCAUUAUCCAAGCAUGAUGAUUUAUCCACAGUGCUCAGUGUUGCUGCUGAUGAGGAAGCUGCCAAGCUCGUUGGCAGCAUUACAUUGUCACAAAUGAUCAAAGUACUCACAACUCUUUCGCUGAGAAAACGACGAUCUGUUUUGUUACUGAGAACCCUGGCUUACAAUAUUGCUGGCAGCUCUGAACAGAUGAACAUUAAACAAUGUGCAGACCUAUUUUAUAGCAUUGCGACAUUGAAUUUUUACGAUGAGAACUUAUUUGAAAAGGCUGCAGAUAAUGUCAUUUCUAUUCUGCAGCAAGAUAUUGUUAAGAAAAGCGCAGUUGUUGGGUCAAUUUUAACAAGUAUGGGCCUACUGAAGUAUAGAAAUCCUGUUUUGCUUGAUGCAAUCAGUCACUGGAUCAUAAAGAACACUGCUGUAUGCAGACCUCAGGAUAUUUUUAGCUUGUUUAUGAGCCUCGGUGUCUUAAACUACGUUCCUUCUAACUCUGACCACCUUUUUAAAGUGUUAGUGCCGCAACUUACCCAGGAAGAGGCAGGAAAACCUGCAAUUUGGCUGGAAGUUGUUUGGUCAUUAAUUCUUCUAAAUCAAGCCAGUCAUGCACAUGUUAUGUCAGUAUUAAACGACACAUUUAUCGACAAAUUGGCAGAAAAGCCAUCUAUAAGCACUUCUGCUAUUUUGAAGUUACUCAACAUCGAUGGGGCAGCCCACUACUUAUUGACGGAUUACUCUGGUCCGAAAAUAGCACAAAAUCACAAUAUUCGCCAGACCUGUCUGCAAAUAUCGAGGGAAAAGGCGCAAAUAACCAAUUCAGUCAUUGACGCUCUGAAAAAUCUGAUCCCAGAAAGUUACCUCAGAAAUAGCGUAAACACCGGAUUGGGUUUUUACAUUGACGCAGAAUGUGUGCUGGAUAAAAAUUGCAAUCCAUUACCGCUAAAUGAAACAAUCGGCGCCGACCGUAUUAGAGUUGCCGUUUUGACAUACGAUUAUCACGACGUCUGCAAGGGAAAAAUGGAGCUGACAGGAAUCACUGCGUUCCACGAGAGGCUUCUUGAAGCGAUGGGUUACCAAAUUGUUUCCAUUCCGUUCACGGAUUUUAAAGUAACCGAGAAAAUAGUCAAAAAAGUUCAAUAUUUAGAAAACCGGCUCAAGCAGGCGGUGCAGCAAUAGUUAGUUGUAUAUAAAACGUUAAUAUUUGUAUUUGAAUUGUAUGUAAUUUAUUGGGAUUACCUCCAUCGAUUCUAUAUUUUAGUUAAUGCAAAGUACCGAGUAAUUAAAAUUUAAAUCAAUCAUG